AUGGCAAAGUCGAUUUUCCAGCGGAAGCGAGACCUUGUGUACUUGGUCUUCUUCAUAAUUCACAUCCCCGUGAUGCUUGGCUUCGACCUCUCAGGCUACUAUCCAGCCCAAAUCAAGCCUCUCUGGAUGACCUCGCUGCGCGAAUGGUACGUCGCAACCUACGGCGACCGCUUCUUCUACAACCCACCCGCCUUCUUUCCCCCCUUCCUCGCCCUCGAACUCCUCUUCCACCUCCCGCUCUCCCUCUGGGCCAUACCCGCCUUACUCCGCUCCGACCCCCGCGUUCCCCUCGCCCUGCUCGUGUUUGGACUGGAAACCACGCUCUCGACGCUCGUGUGUCUGGCCGAGAUGUUGAGUUGGGAGGAGUUGAGUGCGGCGCAGAGGGGUGCGGGCGGGUUGGGGGGCAUGUAUGGGGGAUAUUUGGGAUUAGGUACGUAUUUUGGUGGGAUAUGGUGGAAGGGAAAUGUUGAGGCUAACUGUGUGAUAGGGGUUUUCAUGACGGUGGAUUGUUAUGCGAGGUUGGAUGGGUGGAUUGCGAGGGAGAAGGGGUUGACGCCGGUUUCCAAGAAGGAGUUGUAG
Molecule: messenger RNA, 579 nt
Organism: Parastagonospora nodorum SN15
Lineage: Eukaryota; Fungi; Ascomycota; Dothideomycetes; Pleosporales; Phaeosphaeriaceae
Exons: 3
Coding region: 1-579 (192 amino acids)
Cellular component (GO): endoplasmic reticulum
Source: RefSeq, a predicted model, not a curated record